Molecule: messenger RNA, 1107 nt
Organism: Puccinia triticina
Lineage: Eukaryota; Fungi; Basidiomycota; Pucciniomycetes; Pucciniales; Pucciniaceae
Exons: 5
Coding region: 1-1107 (368 amino acids)
Source: RefSeq, a predicted model, not a curated record
AUGAGCGGGAUGGUCAGCUCAGUGAGCUCCGCCAGCGCCCAACAAACAAUCUCAACCAGCGGCAUCCCCCACUUUCAAGUGCGCUCACUUGUCUUCACAAGCAGCAGUCUCACUCCAGAGCAGGUCUUCAAGAAUCCAAUCAAGCCUCACAGCCCAUUGUAUCACGUCUGGCGGGACUCUGCCUGCCGAGAGCUAUGGCCCAUCCCACUCGAAUAUGUAGACGUCAAGAAUCUUACUUGCAAAUGGGAUAUGCUGGUUUUCUACUUUGCAGCCCGCAAGACCCUGACCAUCUGGCUAUCUUACUACAAGCACCACGGCUCCUGGCAGCCACUGGAUGUCUCAAAAACCUUCUGGGACUCACUGCAGGCCGCCCAAGACGAGCUUCAAGCCUGCACCAAAAGCUUCUCCCCCUCUGAUCCAGCCAAGAGCCGAGGCCCAGCAGCACCGGUCAAAUUCAUGGGCUACACCGGCUACGAGCUCCUCUCCAAAUCGGUUCCCCAUUACAACCUCCCCUGUCGGGCCUCAGCUGCCGUGCCCAACGCUCAGCUUGGCUUUUGGCCACCUGGACCGCCUCCGCACUCAAACCCCACCGCCAGCAGCCUACACCCGCCGGACAAUCUCCCCAUCCCCAUCAACUCUUCUCACUCUCUGUUGGCUUCGUCCACCGGACGGUCAACAGCCACUGAAAAACCAGCUAUUCUUACAACAUUGAUUGGAAGCAAGCCAUUAUUACCAGCAGCUCAGGUGGAGCUUGAAGGAGACCAAGCCAGAGAUCGCCAGCCCCAAACUGGAGUGACCCAAGCUGCUGAAAUCAACUAUCGAACUCAUCAGCCAGUUCUGCAACCCCAGAAAAACCAAUGUGCCAACGCGACCAUCACCCCGCCUGGAUUCCUCCACCCCGACUGGAGCCUCUUCAUUGCCCGCUUUAGACCACCACCCUCCAACCGGCCGCCCUUGGGCGCAUCCACGCCCACCCACUACCUUAACUUGAAGAGUCUUGAUUUCCUGCCCCGCUCAACCGUCAACGUGGUCGUGAUCGUGAUCCAGACAAACCAUCCCACCCACAACCCCUUGUUCAACAAGCUCGGCGCAGGGGACGGCAAGUAG